ACUCAAAGUUCAUUUCUCCUUUAUAUAUACAAAGUUAGAUGCAAGAUAAGAUAAAGAUAAGAUAGAGAGAGAGAGAGAGAGAGAGAGAGAGAGAGAGAGAGUUGAGAUUGGAUCCAAAAUAUCUGGCAAGGUAGCUUACGAUGGAAGGUGCGUAUAAUGCUGCAAUCAAUGGAUUAAGCGACCACAAUCUGUUUGUUAAUGUGGACAAAAACAGAUCCCGCGGCCAAAACAACACUAUUCUUCAUAUAGCAGCUAAAUCUGGGAAGCUACAGCAACUUAAUAUAAAAGAAGAUCACCUGCUACGUUUUCUUUACGAGCAAAACAAUGAAGGAAACACUCCACUUCACAUUGCAGCAAAGUUAGGGCAUAUGGAUACUAUAAAAAUUCUAGUGGAAAUGGCAAGAAAGACAGAUGUUGAGCAAAACAAGAACCUGCUGACCAUGGAGAAUAAUGAGAAAGAUACAGCGCUUCAUGAAGCUGUUCGCCAUAAUCACUUGGAGGUUGUCAAGUUACUAAUUGAAGAAGACCCCAAUUUGGCAUCUCUAGUAAACGGCGAAGGAGACUCUCCUCUUUUCAUGGCGGUGGAUAGAUGCUUUCGCCAAGUUGCCCUGCAUAUCCUAAACAAUGCUCCAAACUGCUCUUAUCAAGGAAGGAACGGCAUGAAUGUCUUGCACGUAGCCACCAUUCGAUCCAAAAGACGUCUUGUAUCUUUAACUUGGGAAGAGUGUGAUUCACUAUGCAGUGUUAGGAUUGUGCUCGAUUAUUUACUGGCUAGAUCUAUCUCACGUAAACUUCUUUGCUCACGUAGACAUGACAUAAAAAAGACAGAUUUUGGGCUUCUGGUUCUGAAACAAAUUCAGGCUUUAACAUUAGAACAAGCUGAUGAUUUUGGAUGGACUCCUCUUCACUAUGCCGCACAUAUUGGCAACGAGAAACUUGUUAAAGGAUUUUUGGAAAAUGAUAGUAAGAGCCUUCCUUUCUCAAGGAACAAAGAAGGUAUGUCGGCCCUUCACAUUGCAGCAAAGAAAGGACAUAAUGCUGUCAUGAAAGUGCUGAUGAAAAGAUGUCCAGAAGUUUGUGAGUUGUUGGAUAACAAUGGUCGGACAGCUCUUCAUAUUGCGGUGGAAAGUAGAGAUGAAAUGGCGGUGAAAUUUUUCCUAGAACGGGCCAUGGCAUUUCAGGAUCUUAUAAACCUGAAAGAUAAGAAAGGAAAUACAGCUUUGCAUGUAGCCGCUACUAUAGGAGAUUUCCAUAUUUUAAAAAUUCUUACAAAUGACUCAAGAAUUGACAAAGGAGCUACAAAUAAGGACAAGGAGACAUUUGUCGACAUAAUCCUAUCAAACAAGGAGCUACAAGAUACUGAAAUGUUGAAGAUCAUGGUGAAUUUGGAGAUAGAAAUUGUUUUACCACCACGCUCUGAACAGAAGGUGGAUACAAGAAAAACAAAUGAAGCAGAGAGUAAGGAAAAGAAAAAAGAUAAAAUACAAAUUGAAGAAGACGAAGCCGGCUGUAAACAGCAAACUAAUGAAGCAGAGAGUAAGGAAAAGAAAAAGGAUGAAAUACAAGUUGAAGACAACGAAGAAGCCGGCAGGAAACAGUUUGAAAGGAUGGUAGUGGUAUCAUCAGACAAGAAGAACACGUAUAAAAAUGAAGGAGGAUUUGGAACUAUGAUGAAGGAUUUCAACAACCUCAAUUUACUGGUAGCAACAAUCAUAGCUACCGCCACUUUUGCGGCUGCUUUUGCAAUGCCCGGUGGUUAUAACGACCAAGGGAAACCAGUUCUCCACGGAAGUAAAGCAUUCAAUAAGUUUCUAUUUUAUGAUCAAUUGGCUUUUGUUCUAUCUACUACGUCCUUGUUUCUCCACUUUUUUCUCACGCAAUUUGGAAAACUAUUCGCAGUCACUUUAUUCCCAGUUGCUUGGACAGCAUAUCUUACAAUGGUCUCACUUUGCAUGAUGGUUUUUGCUUUCGACCAAAGUAUAAAGACAGUCAUCCCUGGAGAAGAAAACCACAAGGCCAAGUUAUUUUACCACAAGGACGACUAUUAUAUUACUGGCAAUGGUAUUCCCAUCUUGUUUAUUUGCUUCUUCAGCUUUGUUAUUUUACCUUCUCUGUUACUGGCCAAGUUAUACGCAACAGCUAGAAGACAUGAGCCUCGCAAUAGUGUCAGAAGUCGUUUUGGACUCUGGAGUUGAAACAUUACAUUUAAAUUCAAAUUGCAUGUCAAUGAUGGAACUCCCUAUGUAUUGUAUUAGCUGUGAUGGAUAUUGUUAAGUACUGCCAAUAAACUCCACUAUUAGUUUUAUGAUAUAAUGCACUGCCUUCAAUUUGAUUUUGAUUAAUUAAUAA
Ziziphus jujuba (common jujube) is the source of this 2349-nucleotide messenger RNA. RefSeq names its product ankyrin repeat-containing protein At5g02620-like. Gene Ontology annotation, cellular component: plasma membrane. Gene Ontology annotation, molecular function: protein phosphatase regulator activity; protein phosphatase 1 binding. Lineage: Eukaryota; Viridiplantae; Streptophyta; Magnoliopsida; Rosales; Rhamnaceae. The transcript is spliced from 4 exons. The coding region runs from base 141 to 2195 and encodes 684 amino acids. The record is from RefSeq and is a predicted model, not a curated record.